Molecule: messenger RNA, 471 nt
Organism: Saprolegnia parasitica CBS 223.65
Lineage: Eukaryota; Oomycota; Saprolegniomycetes; Saprolegniales; Saprolegniaceae
Exons: 1
Coding region: 1-471 (156 amino acids)
Source: RefSeq, a predicted model, not a curated record
AUGGUACACCAGAACCAGCGCACAUCGACGCAAUGGACCAAAGUCGUCUCGCUACUGCAGCCGGCGUCGUCGCUCAACUCGAGCAACCGCGUGAGCUACGUCGACGUCGGCGUGAACCGCGGCUCCCAGCUGAGGUGGAGUCACCUCCGUCGGUUGCUCUACCACUUUGCCGUCGACCUGCCCACAUUGGCCAGUCUACGCAAGGACGCCCUCGCCCGCGUUCGCAUCUUUGUCCUCUCGACGAACGAUCCGGCGCCCGAGACGUGGUGCGAGACGUGCACAGCGUGCUGCAAGCCGAUCGUCGGCUGCCGCAGCAUGUGUCGAAUGUGUCCCAAGACACUCUUCUUCUUCUGCAGUGCGUGUGUACAGCAGCAGUCGGCUCGCGUUCAGUCGUUUUGCAAGCACGAUCCAAGUGCGUCCGUGUACGAGACGGUGACGCCACCCCGCCGGUUCUUGUUCGAAGUCGACUAG